Molecule: messenger RNA, 1985 nt
Organism: Ananas comosus (pineapple)
Lineage: Eukaryota; Viridiplantae; Streptophyta; Magnoliopsida; Poales; Bromeliaceae
Product: calnexin homolog 1-like
Exons: 7
Coding region: 31-1824 (597 amino acids)
Biological process (GO): protein folding
Cellular component (GO): endoplasmic reticulum membrane; endoplasmic reticulum
Molecular function (GO): calcium ion binding
Source: RefSeq, a predicted model, not a curated record
UACGUGGUCUCGGACGUGAUUGGUCGAAACAUGUGGCUCGGGAACUUUUUAUUUACUCCCCACACCCUCUUACGCUUCGCGUGGAAAGAAGAGGUCGUAGGAGUGGGGAGGAGGAGGAGGAGGAGGAGGAGGCGACCCCGUGAUCUCAUCUCCGCCGUUGGUUUUCUUCCUCGCGAGAUCUGGGUUGUGAUGGAUCGGAGGCGAUUCGGGCCGCCGCUCCUGGCGCUGUUGAUCUCGGCGCUCGUGCUCCAAAUCUCCGCUUCGGAUCCGUUGUUCUACGAAUCGUUUGAUGAGAGCUUUGAGGGGCGGUGGGUUGUUUCCGAGAAGGAUGAUUACAAAGGUGUAUGGAAACACUCCAAAAGUGAUGGUCACGAAGACUACGGCCUCCUCGUCAGUGAGAAGGCAAGGAAGUACGCCAUAGUCAAGGAACUGGAUGAGCCCGUCAAUCUCAAGGAUGGAUCCGUCGUACUCCAGUUUGAAGUCCGCCUCCAAAAUGGCCUCGAAUGUGGUGGAGCUUAUCUUAAGUACCUCCGACCUCAGGAAUCGGGUUGGGCCCCGAAGGAUUUUGAUAACGAGUCUCCUUACAGUAUCAUGUUUGGACCUGACAAGUGCGGAUCCACCAACAAGGUCCACUUCAUCCUUAAGCACAAAAACCCGAAAACUGGUAAAUUCGUUGAGCACCAUUUGAAAUUUCCCCCGUCGGUGCCGUACGACAAGCUAUCCCACGUCUACACUGCUAUCCUUAAACCCGAUAACGAGCUGAGGAUUUUGAUCGACGGAGAGGAGAAGAAGAAGGCGAAUUUCUUAUCUGCGGACGAUUUCGAGCCGGCACUUAUCCCGCCUCAAACUAUUCCGGAUCCUGAGGAUAAGAAGCCUGAGGAUUGGGAUGAGCGGCCCAAGAUUCCGGAUACCGAUGCAGUGAAACCCGAUGAUUGGGAUGAGGAUGCCCCUAUGGAGAUUGAGGAUGAGGAUGCCGUUAAGCCGGAAGGAUGGUUGGACGAUGAGCCUGAGGAAAUCGACGAUCCAGAAGCGGCGAAGCCAGAAGAUUGGGAUGAUGAGGAGGAUGGAGAGUGGGAGGCACCGAAAAUCGAUAACCCUAAGUGUGAGGAAGCUCCUGGUUGUGGUGAGUGGAAGAGGCCCAUGAAGAGGAACCCCAACUAUAAGGGGAAGUGGCAUGCUCCUUUGAUUGACAAUCCUAACUACAAGGGGAUCUGGAAGCCGAGGGAUAUACCUAAUCCUGAGUAUUUCGAGCUCGAUAAGCCCGAUUUUGAGCCUAUUGCAGCUAUUGGUAUUGAGAUUUGGACAAUGCAAGAUGGUGUUUUGUUCGACAACAUUUUGAUCGCCGAUGAUGAGAAGGUUGCUGAGUCGUAUAGGGAGAAGACGUGGAAGCCCAAGUAUGAUGUUGAGAAAGAGAAGCAGAAGGCAGAGGAUGAUGCUGCGGGCAUUUCAGACGGGCUUUCUGGUUUCCAGAAGAAGGUGUUUGAUGUCCUCUACAAGAUUGCCGAUAUUCCUUUCCUGGAGGCAUACAAGAUCAAGAUUAUCGAUGUGAUCGAGAAGGGAGAGAAACAACCUAACCUGACCAUCGGAAUCCUGGUCUCUGUUGUGGUUGUUUUCUCAACCGUUCUCUUCAGAAUUUUGUUUGGCGGCAAGAAACCAGCGGCUCCGGCCAGCAGCACUUCUGAAACAAAGCCAGCUGCAGCCACGGCUGCCGAGGCUGCUGAGGCUGACGUUCCGGGAAGCAGCGGGGAGAAGGACGAGGACGAGAAGGAGAAAGAGGACGCCUCAGCCCCACGCCCUACUCGGAGGUCGAGGAGGGAGACAUAAAAUGUUUUAAAGGACUAGGGUUUGUCUUCAAUUUUUGGAAGUGUUAUUUUCCAAGUACUAUGAUGCACUUUCCUCUCUAAAGUUUUUAGGAUUUUGAGUAGAUAUGAGAUUUCUGAUCAAGUCGUUUCUUAUAAAACAGUCAAGUACUAAGUUUUUUUUUC